Helianthus annuus (common sunflower) is the source of this 2089-nucleotide messenger RNA. Its product is annotated as F-box/FBD/LRR-repeat protein At1g13570. The record is from RefSeq and is a predicted model, not a curated record. Bases 926 to 1978 code for a protein of 350 amino acids. NCBI's taxonomy places the organism in Eukaryota, Viridiplantae, Streptophyta, Magnoliopsida, Asterales, Asteraceae. The transcript has 5 exons.
UUCCUCAUACAGAUGUCGCCUUGCCUCUUCAAAACUCUUCAAGCUCCACUUCUCAACCUGCACAUCUUCAAACCUCAGAAACACUAGCCCCAUCUCCACUUCUCCAGCAGAGAUCUCACCUCCUCAGCUUCCCCCUCCACCUCCGCCACACCUCCGCCUCCCCUCCGCUACCCCCUCCACCUCCGCCACACCUCCGCUACCACCUCCACCUCCGCUACCCCCUCCACCCCGCCGCACCUCCGCUACCCCUUCCACCUCCGCCGCACCUCCACUACCCCCUCCACCUCCGUCGUUCACCCAUCUCCACCUCUGCCGUCGCGUUUUCCCCUCAACUGCUGCCGUCGUUCACCCAUCUCCACCUCUGCCAUCUCCGUCGACAAACUCCUCAGAAUGUAGAGGUUUGGUCCACCUCUUCUGGUUCAGAUGUCUGUAGAUGUGGUCCGCAAACUGCAGACAUUUUACCUCUGAAAAAACAAACAGCACCUAAACUAAACCCCCCUCUCUCUCUCUCUCUCCUCCACCUUAGUUAAAUACACCUCAAGUUUGGUCUCAUUUAAAAGCAGUUUACUUUUACUUUCAUCCAGUAUGAUCUAUCUACCCUCCUUCCUUUUUAGUUUCUCUGCAUAGUUUCAAUAUUUCAAAUUCCUGAACCGGUUCAACCAACCGCCAUAACCAGCCGACUAUCUGGAAGCUGAUGAUUGAUGAACCGGACUGCCAGUGACUCUUGAAUAAUGGAACUGUAUCACAAGAGACAUAAAACAUCCAAGUUUGCACCACAAGACUUUAUCAGCGACAUGCCAGAUAUUGUGAGGACCGGUGUUUUGUCAAGAAACUGGAGGUUUAAGUGGACUAUGCUUAGAUAUUGCCGUUACAAGAUGCUGUGAGGACCGGUGUUUUGUCAAGAAACUGGAGGUUUAAGUGGACUAUGCUUAGCCAACUUGUAUUUGAUGACGACUUCUUUAAGUAUUUAUCAAAAACACAAGGCAAGAACAAUCAUGUUAGAAUUAUAAGUAGGAUUCUUCAUCAUCUUAGAGGUUCCAUCACAAAAUUUGUCCUCUUCUUAGACGACGUGUUGGUUUUGGAUGCUAAACAUAUUAGACGUUGGAUUAGGUUCUUGUCACCAAAAGGGAUUAAGGACCUCUCUAUUAAUAAUUCGGAUGUAACACUACUUAACUUGCCUACCCAUCUUUUCUCUUGUUUAGAAUUGGAACAUUUGAAACUUUAUAAUUGUUAUUUCAAUCCUCCACCUACUUUUCAUGGUUUUCCAAACCUAUUGAGCUUAGACUUGUUUGUGGAAAUUGAAGAGGACUUUGAAGUUGGGAAGUUUUUGACGGGGUGUCCGUUACUUGAGGAUUUGACCAUGGAUGGUCUGUUUGAAGUAGGCAAAGUAAAGGUAGUUGAGAUUGCAAAACUUGAAAAUCUCAAAAUAUUAUCUUUGAAAUUUUAUGAUCUUGACGAUACAAGCGUCAUGAGUUCCAGUACUAUCUUUGAACUUUUGGGAUCUCUUCCAAAACUUCAAGAACUUGAUUUGGAUUUUCAAGACUGCCAAUUGAGAGAAGGUGGUGCUAAAAAGAGGUUCUCUACCGUCUUUCCCUGCCUCAAGGCUCUUAAGUUAUCUAUAUAUUUAGACAACGGUAUGAAUCUAUCACGUGCUUUUGAAUUGAUUAGGAGCUUUCCAAAUCUGCAAACACUUGAAAUCACAACAACUGAUUUGUAUGAUGUGCAGACACAUGCAAUUUGUUCUCAAGAGGUAGAAUACAACACGAUGGAGUUGUUACGAAGUGUGACGUUUGAAUAUUUGAAAGGUUCUGAGAAUGAAGUGUGUUUGAUAAAGUAUUUACUUGCGUGUUCACCUUUCCUAAAAAGUAUUGUUAUUCGUCCCUACUCGUACCUUGCGUAUGGUAAGAAGUUGAUGUUUGCUACGAAGUUGUUGAACCUCUAUCGAGCCUCUCCUGUAGUUGAAAUCAGUAUCUCUUAAUUCUAGUUGUUUUGAAUCAACUAACUUCUUAGUCUAUUAGAUGCAUAUUUGUAUGAAUUUAUGGCCCGAUUUUGUAAUAUGCUUUUACUAGUGGCAACAAGAAUUCAAUAA